GGGAGGUUCUGCAGCGGGCGAUGAGCAAGUGGCCACAGCGCAACUUCAUCGGCAUGCGGACGUUCAACGUGCGGACGCAGGCAUUCGGCAGGUACGAGUGGAAGACGUAUGCGGAGGGGCGCGAGCUGCUGGACAGUUUUGGCUCAGGCCUGGAGCACGUGUUCAGCAAGUACGUGUCGACUGAGUCGGCACGCAGUGCGCAGGCGCUGGGCAUCUAUGCAACCAACAGGUCGGAGUGGAUGCUGGCAGAGUUCGGCGGGUUCCGAUCGCGCAAGUACUCAGUGGCUCUGUAUGAUACGCUGGGAGCAGAGUCGGUGGAGUACAUUCUGAACCACGCCGAGGUAUCGGUGGUGGUGUGCUCGAUUGACAAGAUCCCGCGGCUGCUGCGACUGAAGGACAAGAUCCCGUGCCUGAAGGCGAUCGUCUGCAUGGACACGUUUGCUACGCAUGCGCGCAACCCAGCAGCUAUGCCGUUUACAAUCAACUCGGUGCGGGUUCUGCACGAGUGGGCCGAGUCGAAGGGCGUGGCCCUGCUGGAUGUCGACCAGGUGACGGCCAUGGGGCGCGCUGAGCCGACUCAGCCUGAGCCGCCGAAGCCGUCUGAUAUCUGCACAGUGCAACCCGAAGGGGCAAUUUCGACGCAUGCUGGAUACACGUAUUCGGCAAAGGCCGCGUACCACAGCACGCCGACUGACGGGUGUGUGUAUCUGUCGUUCCUGCCGCUGGCACACUGCUACGAGCGCAACAUCAACUACGUGGGGCUACUGGGUGGCGGUGCUGUCGGGUACUACUCGGGCGACGUGCUGCGCAUCGCCGAGGACGCGCAGGCGCUGCAGCCGACCAUCAUGAUCGGCGUUCCGCGGCUGUUCAACCGGAUCUACGACCGGAUCACAGCAGCGACGAUCUACGCGCCAGGCAUAGCUGGUAUGAUUGCGCGCACGGCGAUUUCGCAGAAGCUGAAGAAGCUGAAGCAGCCCGGAGGCACGGUGACGCAUGCGUUCUGGGACCGCGUUGUCUGCCGCAAGAUCGCGCAGUUCUUUGGCGGAAAGCUGGAGUUUAUGAUCUCGGGAAGCGCGCCCAUCGACGCCAAGGUGCUAAGCUUCCUGCGCGUAGCCAUCGCGUGCCCGAUCCUGGAGGGCUACGGGCAGACCGAAGGCAAUGCGACGGCCACUGUGUGUCUGAUGGAAGAGAACACUGCUGGCCAUGUUGGUGUGCCACUGCCGGGCGUCGAUAUCCGCCUGCGCGACUGCCCCGAGAUGAGCUAUCUGUCGACCGAUCCCAACCCGCGUGGCGAGCUGCUGGUAUACGGCCCGCAUGUGUUUGCCGGUUACCUGCAUGACGACGCCAGCACUGCAGCGACCAUCGAGAACGGCUGGCUGCUGACCGGCGACAUUGGCGAGUUCCUGCCCGACGGCAACAUCCGCAUCAUUGACCGCCGCAAGAAUAUCUUCAAGUUGGCGCAGGGCGAGUACGUAGCGCCGGAGCACCUGGAAAAUGUCUAUACCAAGCAGCCGCUGGUGCAGCAGGUCUAUACCUUCCUGCCGUGGGCCCACAAGCUCGUGGGCAACAAGGAGGCCACGCUGGAGGAGCUGUGCAAGGACGCGCAGGUCGUCGGUGCUUUGCUGGUUGAGCUGGUGCAGCUGGGCCGCAAGUCGAAGCUGCAGGGCUUCGAGAUCAUCAAGGCCGUGUUUGUCGAACCUGUGCCUUUCGACAUUGAGACCAAUGCUCUGCUGACCUCGACAUUCAAGCUCAAGCGAAAUGUCGCCUGCGACUACUACCGUGCGCAGAUCGACGAAAUGUACCAGAAGAUCACGGCCAAGAAAUAAUCAAUAUACUAGCUCUGCUCUAUCCAUGAAAAAUCUGUUCUCG
Molecule: messenger RNA, 1869 nt
Organism: Linderina pennispora
Lineage: Eukaryota; Fungi; Kickxellomycota; Kickxellomycetes; Kickxellales; Kickxellaceae
Product: acetyl-CoA synthetase-like protein
Exons: 3
Coding region: 21-1826 (601 amino acids)
Biological process (GO): long-chain fatty acid metabolic process
Cellular component (GO): endoplasmic reticulum; membrane
Molecular function (GO): long-chain fatty acid-CoA ligase activity
Source: RefSeq, a predicted model, not a curated record